This is a messenger RNA of Lodderomyces beijingensis, 1254 nucleotides long. The record is from the annotation of a GenBank genome assembly. Lineage: Eukaryota; Fungi; Ascomycota; Pichiomycetes; Serinales; Debaryomycetaceae.
AUGUUUUCGCUCAAGGCAUGGAUUCAAAUCUUGGGGUACCCGUUGAAAUACAUCUACACCAUCUUGGUGUUCCCCUUUAGUGGCGGCACGUUCCCCGGGAAAUACCAGACCUCGCUCCGGCAGACGCUCAAGCUCUUGAAGUACCGCGCGGGGCUAUCAUUGCCGAUAACAGACGCCUGGAUCUUGUCGCGGUCAACGUCGCUCGAGAUCAUCCACGGCGUCGCGCGGUCUCAUCCUCACCUAACGCGAAACUUGAACAAUUUCGGCAAGAGCUAUGAUGAUCAGAGCUAUUGGCUUGUGGAAGCGCCGCAUCGCGGGCCGCACGAUCCGAUUAUAGUCUAUUUGCACGGGGGUGGAUUCGUGCACCAGACGAAGCCGCAGCAGGUUGAAACGGUGCUUGCUAUAUACCACUUGCUAGACGAGGCUCAGGGUGCUCGCACGUCGAUCUUGCAUUUGGAUUACAAGUUGGCGUGCCACGGGUACACCGUGCCGACGCAGCUUUACCAGUUGCUGGACGUCUAUGAGAAAUUGACGGUGCGCGAUGGCAAUAGCAAUAUUGUGUUGAUGGGCGAUUCAGCUGGAGGAGUGUUGGCGGUGCUGUUUCUCCAAUACCUCAAACGCCAUCCUCCAGCUCCGUCACCGUCGUCAUCUACCCCGGAUGGGAUCACGUGGCCCGCGGCGUUGGUGUUGAUUUCCCCCUGGAUGAAGAUCUUUGCCGACGCGUACCAGUUCCAGCCAGGGUGGUCGAUCUACGACAACAAGGACCGCGACAUUGUGCCGUAUCGGCCCCACACCGAUACCGGCAGAAGACGCGGGAUAUUGGGGGAUUACUUGAGUGCAGCAGAUCUAUUGAUAUCUCCCGGUAAUUUGAAAUACAACGUUAGACACUGGUACGAUAUCCCCACGUUGAACCAAAACUCCGUGUUUGUAAUCUUGGGGGAACACGAAGUUUUCGUAGAUGACAUUUUGGAAUGGUGUCGUGUCGCUUUACCUGGAUGUGACUUAAAGAGACCCAGAGCUAAAAAUGACGCUGUGUUUGACCAACUGAUUCACGAGUACAGGAAUGAGCAAGGAAAUGGCCAUUUGGUUGAUGUGGUAAUCGAACCCUGGGGUGUUCAUGUUGGCAGCUUAUUUUUCGAAAAUGUUGUUAGUCAGCGGAUCAAGAAGGAUGAGUUUGUACAAGCGCUGGAUUUAGACCGCGAUGAGUUUUUCGGGGUGGUUCGUAUUGUGGAGUUUUUGAACCGCACAUUGUGA